GCGAUCUGGGUCCUGAAACCUGGAGUAAAAGAUCCUGAUUACUCAACUCGCCCUCACCCCUUGACUAACACAGCCUCGCCGCUGUUGUGCGUUGGAAACCGAAGCAACCUAUCGGAUCGAGCGCCGCUGCAUCAAUCAAGCAGAUCCAGCCUGGUCUCGUGGAGACAAGCACGAGCGGCAACAUCAGCAGUGCCAAAAGCGUAAGAUACGGGAGCAAGGUUCACAAGGUCGAAAUAAUGGGCGGCCCCAAGAUCACACUCUACGUCGAUGUUAUCAGUCCCUUUGCCUAUCUGGCAUAUUAUGUGCUGAGGCAUCAUCCCAUAUUUCGCCCUGUCACGAUAACAUACAAACCCAUCCUUCUCGGCGGACUUAUGAAAUCCUGCGACAACCGCGCUCCGAUCGAAAUCCGUAACAAAGACAAAUGGAUUCAUGUUGAGCGUCUGCGCUGGGCACACCAAUUCCAUGUCCCCAUGUCCAAAAAGGGGCCUGACAACUUCCCCUUCCCAACACUACACGUCCAGCGCUUCCUGACGGCGCUGCAUGUCACAUAUCCGGACAAACUCACUCUGGCUCUCGACACGCUCUAUGCAAGUCUCUGGACCGAGCCGAGCGAAUCAAAGAUUGCCGACCCCAAGGUCUUCGGACCGAUAUUGGAGAAAGCGCUGGGCAAAGAUGUCGUGAGCGAGUGUAUCGCCAAGAUGGGCGAUGCGGAUGUUAAGAAGCAGCUCGUCGCAUCGACCGAGCAGGCUUUCGCGGAUGGCGCGUUUGGAUUGCCGUGGUUCCACUGCGAGAACGCCAGUGGUCAGGUCGAAGGGUUUUGGGGGUUUGAUCAUCUUGGCCAGGUGGUGAGGUUCCUUGAGUUGGAUGAUGGUGGAAAGGGGGAGAUCAGGGCCCUUUUGUAGCCCGGACUGACUGCAUACUUC
Molecule: messenger RNA, 923 nt
Organism: Exophiala viscosa
Lineage: Eukaryota; Fungi; Ascomycota; Eurotiomycetes; Chaetothyriales; Herpotrichiellaceae
Product: putative 2-hydroxychromene-2-carboxylate isomerase
Exons: 2
Coding region: 237-902 (221 amino acids)
Biological process (GO): glutathione metabolic process
Cellular component (GO): peroxisome; mitochondrion
Molecular function (GO): glutathione peroxidase activity; glutathione transferase activity
Source: RefSeq, a predicted model, not a curated record